GGGCCCUGGACGGUGAACCACGGCCUGGACCGGCGUCCCCAGACCCCGGGCCGACCCGCGCGGGGGAAGGUGCAGGAGCGGUCCACGCAUCCCCCUUCAGCCGUGGCUUGCGAGGACUGCAGCUGCAGAGACAAGAAGGUGGCGCCGCUUGCUCCUUGACAAGCUCCGGGGCCUCAGGUAUCCGCCCUUGCUCUGGCUGCGCCCCGCCCUUUGCCGUUGUCAUGGGAACGCCUUGGCGCUCCAAGGCCCGCCUUCGGGGUGUUGCGGACUAUUGGCUCCGCCCUUUGCACGCUACUUCCGGUCGGGGAAAGACCGCUUCCGGUGCUUCCGUCGCUCCUUGCCGGUCAUAAUGGCCGCGCAGCGACCCCUGCGGGUCCUGUGCCUGGCGGGCUUCCGGCAGAGCGAGCGGGGCUUCCGCGAGAAGACCGGGGCGCUGAGGAAGGCGCUGCGGGCCCGCGCCGAGCUCGUGUGCCUCAGCGGCCCGCACCCGCUCCCCGACGCCCCGGGCCCCGAGGGCGCCAGAUCAGACUUCGGGUCCUGUCCUCCAGAGGAGCAGCCUCGAGGCUGGUGGUUUUCAGAGCAGGAGGCGGACGUUUUCUCUGCAUUGGAAGAGCCCGCCGUAUGCAGGGGCCUGGAGGAAUCCCUGGGGAUGGUGGCGCAGGCACUCAGCAGGCUGGGGCCUUUUGACGGCCUUCUUGGUUUCAGCCAGGGGGCUGCGCUAGCAGCCUUUAUAUGUGCCCUGGGCCAGGCAGGCGAUCCCCGCUUCCCCUUGCCACGGUUUAUCAUCUUGGUAUCUGGUUUCUGUCCCCGGGGCCUUGGGUUCAAGGAAUCCAUCCUGCAAAGGCCCUUGUCAUUGCCUUCACUGCCACUGCGGUGUCGCCACCCUCUUGUCCUGCGGCGCUGGGGGGCGCGGCGGGCCCUUCGUGCUUAUUCACGCUCUCCUUCCGGAGCCCCGCGGCUCCUGGGGGUCUUCACCUGGCAGCCCCUUCCCCCUCCUCAGUUCCUGGACCUGACGGCUCUGCCGUCACACCCCGCAAGGCCACUGCGGUGUCGCCACCCUCUUGUCCUGCGGGGUGGGCAGGAGAGGAAGCUGGAUUCCCUUGGGGGCCUGGGGCGCAGCUAG
Mandrillus leucophaeus (drill) is the source of this 1123-nucleotide messenger RNA. RefSeq names its product ovarian tumor suppressor candidate 2 (gene OVCA2). Gene Ontology annotation, biological process: response to retinoic acid. Gene Ontology annotation, cellular component: cytoplasm; nucleus. The record is from RefSeq and is a predicted model, not a curated record. The transcript has 4 exons. Bases 350 to 1123 code for a protein of 257 amino acids. NCBI's taxonomy places the organism in Eukaryota, Metazoa, Chordata, Mammalia, Primates, Cercopithecidae.